AUGUCUUCUUUGAAAGAAAUCCUCGUGAUAGGAGGCACCGGAGCACAAGGCCAGGAAGUGGUGAAAGCUCUCUCCUCUUCUCAAAGAUACUCCGUCCGAGUUUUAACCAGGAACAUAUCCUCGGAACGUUCCCAGACUUUGGCUUCACUUCCAAACGUGACGCUCAUUCAAGGUAGUCAAGACAACCAGAAAGAUUUACACAGAGCUUUUCACGGUGUAUAUGGCGCAUAUGUCAACACGGACGGCUUCACGCUCGGGGAGAAAGCCGAACUGUUCUAUGGUAUCCGAGCUUACGAAAUUGCCCGCCAUGAAAAGGUCACUCAUUUCAUUUGGGCUAACACGGAUUAUCCCCUGAAGAAGGCGGGAUGGGAUGAAAAAUACCACUGGGGGCAUAACGAUGCGAAAGGACGUGUUGGAGACCUGAUCCUCUCUCACGGCCAGAACGGAAUGAAGUCCUCGCUACUCACCACAGGUCCGUACAUGGAUAUGCUGUUUGAUGGCAUGUUCGUACCCACCAAACAACCAGACGGCUCUUUCAUCUGGGCAAAUCCAGCUCGCGACGGCAAAAUCCCUCUCAUCGCCCUCUCAGACAUCGGAAUCUACGCUCUCUGGCUCUUCGACCACAUCAGCGAAUCCGCAGGCAUGAAUCUAGAAAUUGCAACCGAAUCAAUCAGCUUCCCCACCAUCGCCAAAACAUUCACAGCCGUGACCGGCCUACCAGCAUCUCACAAAUAUCUUCCCCUUGACGAAUACCUGCCACUAGCAGAACCGUAUCCAAACGCGCCUGCGAAUUGGGCCGCGGGUCCUAGUGUUGCGAGAGAUGAGUCGAGUAUGACAUGGCGUGAGAACUUCUCUGCGUGGUGGAGAUUUUGGGGUGAGGGGUGGGGCGAUGAUCGGGAUUUUGAGUUCUUGGAUCGUGUUCAUCCUGGGAGGAUUAGGAGUUUAGCGGAGUGGAUGGAGAAGGUUGGGUAUAGAGGGGAGGGGAAGAGUGUUUUGAAGGGUAUUGCUGAUUUGAAAGCUAAGGCUCAUCAGGCUUGAGUACUACCGCUUUCCAAGCACAAUAGAUGAUCAUUUGUAUGGACUGGACUGGAGUAAUUCAUUUCAAAUAAGAUAUGCUUCUUCUUUGCAUA
Mollisia scopiformis is the source of this 1130-nucleotide messenger RNA. RefSeq names its product NAD(P)-binding protein. The transcript is spliced from 4 exons. Bases 1 to 1038 code for a protein of 345 amino acids. The record is from RefSeq and is a predicted model, not a curated record. NCBI's taxonomy places the organism in Eukaryota, Fungi, Ascomycota, Leotiomycetes, Helotiales, Mollisiaceae.